Molecule: messenger RNA, 2502 nt
Organism: Ruditapes philippinarum (Manila clam)
Lineage: Eukaryota; Metazoa; Mollusca; Bivalvia; Venerida; Veneridae
Exons: 11
Coding region: 88-2502 (804 amino acids)
Molecular function (GO): protein binding
Source: RefSeq, a predicted model, not a curated record
AUUGUCGGGGUGUUCCGAUCAGAUGCGAUGUAAACAAAAAUGCAUAUUUUUAGCAAUUUAGUAACUCGAUUUUGAAAAAAAAUAAAGAUGCCUGACCCUAUGUCUCUAAAAUCUGUUGCAACUAUGGUAUGUAUGCGUGUGUUGCUUCUUGAAAAUCCUACUGGAGAAGAUGGCCAGAAGGACGUCAUUACAGAGGUAGCCGGAACACAGAUUAGACCAUACAUAACAACUUUGCUUGAAACAAACUGCUUCACAGCUGUCACUGAGGAGAUCCUGUACAGAAUUGUAAAAUUUUGUCCUGAACAGCUGUCAGACAGUCUUCUGCAUGCCCUAACACCACUACAUGUACAUGACCUUAAUCUCAAAGAUUGUCAAAAUGUUCAUCUUAUGGGACUUGUUGAACUAUUCAAAAAAUGUUGUCAUGUCCAUAGGAUUAACUUGUCAGAUUGUUCACAGUUGAUACAUCCAGAUAUAUUUGCGUUUACUGGAUUGUUCGAAAUUCCAUUGACAACUGUUAUUGUCGAGUCAAAUACCAAUGUUACUGAUGAAGUUGUACAUGCAUUGCUGAAUUACCUCCCUAAUUUAAAGACAUUAAGCAUUGCAUCCUGCGGAAACAUUUCAGAUAAAGUAUUUCUUAUAGACAGUAUGGAGCAAUUAAAGAAAGAAUUUUCCCCUAAGCCUUUUACGGAAGAGGACUGCUUGUUUAAUCUGACCAGUGUGGAUAUUUCCGGCUGUAAUCAGUUGAGUUCUGAUGCCAUAAAGCACCUUGUCUCCUUAUGUGGUCCAAAACUGACAGAUGUUAACAUCUCGUAUACCAGUAUGAUUUGUGUUGCCUUGCUGCACCUUGGAGGAUAUUCUCUACCUGCAAUAUUGGACUUCUUGCUCACAGAUGAUGCCCUCAAAUCAGAUAAAGAACUUAAAGAAGUACUCCAAGGGUUUAGAGAACUGAGGGACUUAUAUCUGGAAACAAUUAUUGAGAUGGAUGAAAUUCACAAGAAACAUACUGAAGGUGACACUGUUGAUGAUAAGAAGGACAUUGGAGAUUCUGCUGGUGAAACAAAUGAAAGAGAUGCAAGCAAAAUGACUAUUGCUGAAUAUAAUGUUGUAACAGAAGCAUUUGUGCAAGAUAAGGUAAAAGAUGAGUGUUGUUCUGGUAACACUGGAGAACUUGAAAAUAUUUCAAGUGAAAGAGAAACAGUGUGUAAAGCUGAAACAGAUCUAACAAAGAAAACUUGCAAUGAGGUUGAUCAUAGUGAAUGUAUUACCAAUAAUACUGUUGAUUUGAUUCCAAAUACAAAUAAUGAAGAAAAGGUUGAAGCUGGUGGUGGAGAUGAUUUGGUGGAGAUGUUUGAUAAAACAGUAACUGUUGAAGAUAGUGCAUGUGGAGGUGAGGUUUGGGAAGCUUCAGAUAUAAAUAAGGAAAAUGAGACGAAAGAUAGAGACUCUAAAGAUAAUAAGAACAUUGAAUUACCAGUAAGGACAGAGAAGUAUUUUAAGGGAAAUGUUGAAGUAAGUAAGGAGGUAUAUUACUGGAAUUAUAGACUUGAUGAAGAGGAAGUAGAUAUUGGAAACUUCGAGGAGGAGUUACAACUGGCGAUACAAAAUUCCAUUUUGGAAAAACAAAUAGACAGAAAGGAGAAAGAUAUCAUUAUCAAGGAAAAAGCUGCUCAAGGCCCUGACAGUAGUGAUAAGCUUAAUAUCGAGUAUUCCACAUUGCUGUAUCAACCAAAGAUUGUUAAAUUGAGAAUCAAUGGAAUGAAGUAUGUCAGCAGGAGACCAAAUCUUGGACAGCUCUGCUUAGCGAAGUUUCUCUCUGUCAAUAGAGGAUUACAAAAAUUUUCAAUCAAUUGGAAAGGCCUGACUUUGGACUUUUUCAAGCAAAUUGUCCCAAAUCUGUCUGAAUUGAUAGAAGUAGAAUUAGAAGAAUGCUCAAUGUUGACUUCAGGAGGAGUUGCUGCCCUUGGUAGGACUUGUCGAAAAUGUAAGAGUGUAAAUCUGAGAGGAGUUGUGUUUAUCAGUGACUCUGCUUUAAUACCAUUCCUCCUGAACAAGAAUUUACAAGACCUUUCUCUGGCUGAGAGUGACCACAUUACAGAUAAAAUACUCAUUAAAAUCUCAGAACAUUUGAACACAUCCCUUAGAAACCUUGAUCUUUCAUGGUGUGAGGAAAUUACAGAGAAGGGGAUAAAUGCCAUAUGUUCAACUUGUACACAGUUGGAGAGAUUACAGUUACGCAAAUGCCCAGUGUCGGAUUUCUCAUUGCGAUUGUUAGCAGAGACAGGACCAGACUUGAUGGAGAUCUCAGUAGAAAGUGCCGAUACCUAUGGUGAGGACGGUCUUACUGAUGAGGGAAUUCUAACUAUUGCAAACACAUUCACCAAUCUUAGAAUAAUAGACAUCAGUUGGAACCUUGCAAUAACAGAUGUAUCAGUGUCAGGAAUAAUGAUGAACUGUAGUUUACUAGAGGGGGCCAACAUAAAGGUCAAGAGAAUUUCCCUUUAG